Messenger RNA from Phymastichus coffea, 2843 nucleotides. RefSeq lists its product as uncharacterized. Gene Ontology annotation, molecular function: oxidoreductase activity. The record is from RefSeq and is a predicted model, not a curated record. The transcript is spliced from 2 exons. The coding region runs from base 227 to 1408 and encodes 393 amino acids. Lineage: Eukaryota; Metazoa; Arthropoda; Insecta; Hymenoptera; Eulophidae.
AGAAAUAAUCAACAGCCCGAGCGCGAUGUGGCAAUACGGCUGUUACGUACAGUGAGAUCGAACGUCGCGCGACAGCGUCGUUUCGCGCGCCGCGUGAUAACGCACUAUCGCUUCGCGCGAUACGCUCGCAUUUCGUUCCCUUCGCUCGCUCUCUGUGGAGUAUCGCGCCGAUCGGCGAAGUCUCACACCUGUGCGUCUCCACGUCGACUUGAGCCUCGGCUCGGCGAUGGCGCUCAGGAGAGUAUGCAGUCGCGCGAGCUCGUAUCGUUUAGCUUUCCAACGCUGCGAGCAGCAUGCAGCCAAGAUGGCGAACGUUGCCACAGCCGGCGACGACUGCGUUGUAGCCAAGGAGGAGGUCGUGCGAUUCAUUUCCGACUGCAUGCAGAAGGCUGGAUCUAACGGCGAAGACGCGCGCACGAUUGCCCAUCACCUGAUGACGGCCGAUUACAGGGGCCACUUCAGCCACGGUAUGAAUCGAAUGGAGAUGUACGUGAAUGACAUCAGGCAUAAGCUCACCGAUCCUAAAGCUCGACCACAAGUCGUCAACGAUUUUCAGGCAAUAGCCCUGGUGGACGGAAACAACAGUCUGGGUCAAGUGGUGGGCAAAUAUUGCAUGAAGUUGGCAAUAGAGAAGGCCUGUAAGUUCGGCAUUGGUAUGGUGGCAGCUAGGGGCUCCAACCACUAUGGCAUUUGCGGCUACUAUGCCCUCAUGGCAAUGGAGCACGACAUGAUCGGUUUCAGCUGUACAAACACAAGUCCCUUGAUGGCACCAACUCGCAGUAAAAAAAGUGCUCUGGGUACGAAUCCUCUGGCACUGGGCAUGAAAGCGAGCAAUUGCGACGAGUUCGUUUUAGAUAUGGCGACAACAGCGGUGGCGCUCGGUAAAAUCGAGCUGGCGAAUAGGAAAGGCGAAUCUAUACCCGAAGGAUGGGCUAUGGAUAAGGAAGGUCAUUUGACCACGGAGCCAAAAAAGGCAUUGGAGUCUUACUUGUUGAUGCCUCUCGGUGGCGCUGAAAAACAUUCGGGCUACAAAGGCUAUGGUCUGGCUACGAUGGUUGAAGUGCUGUGUGGUAUUUUGAGCGGAGCACAGUAUGGUCCAAAUGUACGCACGUGGAAGACUGGCGACGCAGUAGCGAACUUGGGUCAAUGCUUUAUGGCGAUCAAUCCAGAAGUGUUCGCGCCAGGAUCCAAAGACAGAUUGGCUCAUCUUUUGCAACAAUUGAGAGAGCUGCCAAAAACCGGUGACAAAUGUGUUCAGGUGGCGGGUGAUCCGGAAAGAACUGCCAUGGCUAAAGUUGACAAAGACGGUGGCAUCGAGUAUCAUCCUAAUCAAAUAAAAAAUUCCGCGGAUUUUGCUAAAGAGAUGGGUGUUGAGCCGAUGAAACGCGUCAAGAAGAACCGAUGUUGAUAUUAACGUUCAUCGUACAAUCGCCUUCAAAAAAUCAAGCGUGCAUAAUAUUUCAUAUUAAAUUGUUUAUCUUUUCCGAAGUGCAAGGUAACAAUAAGUAUUUUUUUAUAUUUUUGACUAUUUAUAUGAUACUCAAAAAACGUUAUGUUUGGCAAAUUGUAAUAUCUUUAAUUAAAUCUUGUGUUUUUAUCGUUAGGAGCAAUACUGUUUGUAGUAAAUAUAGAAAUAAACUUUUUUUAUGAUCUUUUCACACCGUGGAAAAUCAUAAUCUCUGCAAAAAAGUGCAUGCUCGUAUGGAAUUGCUAAUAUUCCACAUGUUGCUGUCAUAAAUAAUGGAAGAAUUGCACACAUUACAUUACGUCGAUGGAUGUUACUUAACAAGAAACCGGUACUCUGCCGUCUGACGCGCAUUUGUACUCUUUGUCAUAAAAUCUGCAAGUUUUUUCUCAUAAAACCGGAUUAAACUGUACCGAUUUUAUUUUUUUAUUUAAAUACAGUCUACAUUUCUAAAAACCUCUUGAAAUCACAGCAUAUACCGGUAUAUUUUAUGCGAGUUGGGUGACAGCAUUCGAAACGAGUGUGAAACGUACUGUAGAAAUACAACACGCGAUAAUCCAGACAUAGUGUAUUCAACAUGCCAAUAUUUAGGAUGAAAGAUGCUCUUAUAAUAUAAGCAUUCUGUAAAAGCAAAUAAAUAAUAAAUUGAUAGAAAUAAGCUUGGCUCAAACGCAGCGUGGUCUUUCUAUAAGUAAUCUCUAAUCUUGUCUUAGAAUUUCGGUAUUGAGUCACGUGAUGAGUUUGCGAGUAAUUAAGGACUCCAAAUGGUAUAACGCUUUACAGGAACAGAGUUGAUCUUUGAAAAAAUGUAAAAUAAAAUUUGAUACCUAGAUUGACUCAUAUAACUUUUCGGUGUUGAAGCCAAUUCAUUUACAACGACGGAAUCAAUCAAAAUAAAAUUCAAGUUGUAUUAUAUUAGUAUAUCGGAAUCUGUUGAAAAGGAAAGUUCUUUUUAGACUUCGACAGUCAACCAUCAAAAUCAAGUGCAAUUCCUGUUUAGUCUUAUAGUAAAUCUAAUAACUUUUGAUAGUUCAGUAAUCAAAAAUCAUUAAGAAAUCAAUGAAUUCUCGGGCACCUUUAAUACGCGGCACCUUAUCAAUGUCACCAUAUUUGUACUGUAUCAUUUAUAUAUUUUAGCAGACAUGUAUGAUCGCCGUUGAAUAUUUUUUCGAUCAAUAAUCUUAGAUAUGAGUUCUGAGUAAAAGCUUUCUUUACGGAUUUGCAAACCAAUAUUCAAUAUCUUAUCUUAAUACGUUGUAAAUAAGUAUUCGUUCUUUUUAAAAACUUACAUUGAUUUUAAUCUAUAAAAUUUGUUUGGUGAGCAAAAGAACAAAAAAAUUAUAUUAAGCAUUGAUAAUUAAUUGAACAAAUGAUACAA